GCACAUCGUAUUUAGCUCAGGGGUUGGUUCCGCGCCUGGGUCAAGAAGAAUUGUCACUUAUAUCCACUGGCGUUCUUCCGUCCUCGACCGUUUGCACAUUUAGCUUGUCCAAGGCAACAUCGAUCACGAUUCAAGUAAGCGGGGUUUGGAACCACUUAGCCAUCCAUCAUGUCUAUUACUCCUCCACUGGAGCUGGAUGCCCCGGCCACCACUCAAAGGCAAAUCUUGGUCACUGGCGGCGCUGGGUUCAUCGGCUCGCAUCUGGUUGAUCAUCUUCUGGCAGAAGGCGGCUGGCGGGUUGCCGUGGUCGACAACUUUGACGACUUUUAUGACCCCAACAUCAAACGCUCAAACCUCGCCGCGCACCACUUCAACCCAAACUUCACAUUAUACGAAAUCGACAUACGCGACCGCGACGCCCUGCGCGAUGUCUUUGCCGAGAACAACUUCACCGCAAUUGUGCAUCUUGCUUCGCGGGCAGGUGUACGGCCGUCAUUGGAGAAGCCGGCCGCGUACGUCGAAACCAACCUGGGCGGCACGCUGAACAUGCUCGACUGCGCAAAGGAAUUCGGCGUGAAGCAAUUCGUCUUCGGGUCUUCGUCGAGCGUCUACGGCUUGAAUACCAAGGUCCCCUUCGCGGAAGGCGAUGACACCCAGAAGCCCAUUUCGCCUUAUGCGGUAUCUAAGACGGCAUCCGAACUGAUGUGCCACACGUAUUCUCAUCUCUACGACAUCCGAUGCGUGUGUCUUCGUUUCUUCACCGUCUAUGGCGCACGGCAGCGUCCAGACCUGGCGAUUCACAAAUUCGCAAAGCUGAUUCACAGCGGGAAGCCGAUUCCUGUAUUCGGCGACGGCACAACGCGCCGCGAUUACACCUACGUGGACGACAUCAUCCAAGGAGUCCGCGCGGCGGUGGACUUUCGGGGAUCUGACUACGAGACCUUCAACCUGGGCGAGUCGCAGACGAUAGAGCUUCGAGAGUUGAUUGAGCUGCUCGAGGAAAGCCUCGGCCGGAAAGCGCUCAUCGAUCGGCGCGAGUCACAACCCGGCGACGUGCCAAUUACGUUUGCGGACAUUUCAAAGGCGAAGAAGUUGUUGGGAUACCACCCCAAGACCAAGAUCGACCAUGGGAUUCCAAAGUUUGUCCAAUGGUUCCUCCAUCAGAACCAGCUUGUCAAGAACUAGAGGGAAGGAAUUAGACUUAUUAAUUAGUUACGAAGCUCGACUAGAACACAAUAUUUACUUUUAAUUAUAAGGCACAUCUUGCCAUGGUGCUGACUGGCACAAAUGAUCUAGCAGAGUCUCUAGUCAUUGUGGUAGCAUUGGAUAGAAAAUGCUUGAAUUGUGGAUAAAACUGUUUUUUUUUUGACCUUGCGCCGGCAACUUGCUCGACUUGAGGGAGCAGACAGAAGUUUGAUUA
This is a messenger RNA of Ilyonectria robusta, 1420 nucleotides long. Its product is annotated as NAD-dependent epimerase/dehydratase family protein. The coding region runs from base 169 to 1185 and encodes 338 amino acids. The transcript has a single exon. The record is from RefSeq and is a predicted model, not a curated record. Lineage: Eukaryota; Fungi; Ascomycota; Sordariomycetes; Hypocreales; Nectriaceae.